CUGCCACCUAGUGGUACAAAUAGCGCACUCUCUAGUUGUGGCGCUGAGCAGGUCCUGACCGCUAGCUAAUGCACUGUGAAGGGGAAAAGAGGUGUUAUUGUGAAACGCAUGGUCACGCCAAAGACAGUCUGCGCUCGACCGAAACACUGACUUGAAAUGUGUACAUGUAGACGGCUGCCAGUCACCGCUUUUAUACUGACUGAGCGCGGAGCAGGGCCGCCCCAGUAGCCAGUCAAGAUGGACACCGCAGAGGAAGGGGACAUCUGUCGCGUGUGCCGGUCAGAGGGCACCCAGGACAAGCCGCUCUACCACCCCUGCGUCUGCACCGGCAGCAUCAAGUUCAUCCAUCAGGAAUGCUUACUCCAGUGGUUGAAACACAGCAGAAAGGAAUACUGUGAAUUAUGCAAGCACAGGUUUACAUUCACACCAAUCUACUCUCCAGACAUGCCGUCUCGCUUGCCUGUCCAGGACAUCUUCGCGGGGCUGGUCACCAGUGUUGGAACAGCCAUCAGAUACUGGUUCCACUAUACGCUGGUGGCCUAUGCCUGGCUCAGCGUGGUGCCUCUCACAGCAUGUCGUAUCUACAAGUGUUUAUUUACUGGCUCUGUGAGCUCUCUCCUUACUCUGCCAUUAGACAUGCUUUCAACGCAAAACCUACUUGCGGACUCUCUCCAGGGCUGUUUUGUGGUCACUUGCACGCUGUGCGCCUUCAUCAGCCUGGUGUGGCUUAGGGAACAGAUUGUCCACGGUGGCGCCCCCCAGUGGUUGGACCAGAAUCCACUUCCUCUAGUUCCGAACCAGCCCAACGGUCCAGCACCGGCUAACGAGGUUCCAGGUGGCAACGUCGGCGCCGACGCCCAAGCUGCUGCUGCGGCCCAGCGGCCUGCAGACGCUGCCCCAGAAGGACAGGCACCCGCCAACCCAAAUGACGCCGGCAACCAGGGGGGCGUGGCUGGACUCGACAACGAGGAUGAAGAUGAUGAUGGGGAGGAAGAGGAGGAGGACGGCGACGACGACGAUGAGGAUGAGGAUGAGGAGGAGGGCAGGGAAGAGGAUGCUGCCGAGGCCAAUAAUGGAGGACACGAAGACUUGAACUGGAACGCCCUCGAGUGGGACCGAGCAGCUGAGGAGUUGACCUGGGAAAGGAUGCUGGGGCUGGAUGGCUCCCUAGUUUUCUUGGAGCAUGUCUUCUGGGUGAUGUCUCUCAACACACUCUUCAUCCUGGUCUUUGCUUUCUGCCCGUAUCACAUCGGCCAUUUCUCCGUGGUUGGACUGGGCUUUGAAGAAUAUGUCAAAGCGUCACACUUUGAUGGCCUCGUCACCACCAUACUGGGUUACAUCCUCCUGGCUGGAGCUCUCAUAGUUUGCCAUGCGUUCGCUUCAUUGGUGAAGUUCCAGCGGUCCAGACGCCUCUUGGGCGUCUGCUACAUUGUUGUGAAGGUGUCCCUGCUGGUUGUCAUGGAGAUAGGCUUGUUCCCACUGAUUUGUGGUUGGUGGCUCGACAUUUGCUCGCUGGAGAUGUUUGAUGCAACUCUGAAAGACAGGCAGCAGAGUUUUGACUCGGCCCCCGGCACCACCAUGUUCCUCCACUGGCUGGUCGGCAUGGUCUACGUCUUCUACUUUGCUUCCUUCAUCCUUCUGCUCCGAGAGGUGCUCCGGCCUGGCGUGCUGUGGUUCCUGAGGAACCUGAACGACCCAGACUUCAACCCAGUCCAAGAGAUGAUCCACCUGCCCAUCUACAGACACCUGCGGAGGUUCAUACUCUCUGUGGUGGUGUUUGGCUCCAUAGUUCUGCUGAUGCUUUGGCUUCCUAUCAGAAUCAUUAAACUGCUCUUUCCAACCUUCCUGCCCUACAACGUCAUGCUUUACAGCGACGCCCCCGUCAGCGAGCUGUCGCUGGAGCUGCUGCUGCUUCAGGUCGUUCUGCCGGCUUUGCUGGAGCAGGGUCACACUCGCCAGUGGCUGAAGGGCCUCGUUCACGCCUGGACGUUCACAGCUGGAUACAUGCUCGACCUUCACUCCUACCUGUUGGGAGACCACGAAGACGAGGACCACCAACCAAACGACAACCCUCCUGGUCGCCGUCACAACGACAGGAUCCCUGGCUUGGGGGAGGGGCUUCACGCCGCCCACCAGGCCAUUCUGCAGCAGGGCGGGCCCGUGGGUUUCCAGUCGUACCACCGGCCCAUCAACUUCCCCCUUAAGAUCAUUCUACUGGUUGCCUUUAUGUGUGUGACGCUGCUACUGGCCAGUCUGAUCUGCCUCACACUGCCGGUGUGUGCGGGCCGCUGGCUGAUGUCUUUCUGGAUGGGCAGUGCCAUGGUUCAUGAGCUGUACACAGCGGCCAGCGGCCUGUACAUCUGCUGGCUGUCCAUUCGAGGCGCCACCGUGAUGCUGUCUUGGAUGCCACAGGGGCGGACCAUCAUCAUGGUCAAAGUCCACGAGUGGACCCUCAUGAUCCUGAAAACCAUUGUGGUGGCCGUGCUCUUGGCCGGGGUGAUUCCUCUGCUGUUGGGUCUGCUGUUUGAGCUGGUCAUCGUGGCUCCUCUCAGAGUCCAACUAGACCAGACGCCUCUCUUCUACCCCUGGCAGGACUGGGCCCUGGGUGUGCUCCAUGCUAAAAUCAUUGCUGCCAUCACACUGAUGGGCCCCCAGUGGUGGCUCAAAACCGUCAUUGAGCAGGUGUAUGCUAACGGUAUCCGAAACAUUGACCUCCACUUCAUCGUGCGGGGGCUGGCCGCCCCAGUCAUCUGCGUCCUGCUGCUGUCCCUCAGUGUGCCCUACACCAUCUGUAAAGGCAUCACGCCACUGCUGGGUGUGCAGCCAGAGAUGCAGACGCUGGUGGAAAGGAGGAUCUAUCCCUUCUUGCUGAUGGUGGCCAUACUGCUUUCCAUCCUGUUCUUCCAGAUCCGACAGUUCAAACGUCUCUACGAACACAUCAAGAACGACAAAUACCUGGUCGGACAGCGACUUGUGAACUAUGAACGCAAGAUGGGCCGGAGGAUGUCAGCCUCCUCGUAGGCCCGGUGCUUAAACAUUUUGGGGGGUUUCUCUGCGUGCUUUGUCUGCCAGAUACCAGCUUCAAACGCCAACCUCUAAACUUUAACGGCGGCUUCGUCGUCUACCGGUGACGAAGGACGUCGAAGAGUGAAGAAAAAUAGUCUGAACCAGGUUGCCAGCCGACCUGCAAAAAGAGUCGGCACAGUUGAAACUCAGCGGAACCUUAAAGUUGCUAACUGUGCGUCCUUUGUCCAUUUUUGUGUGUGUCCUCAACUCAGCUGACAUUUUAAGUUGUAAUUAUAUUAUUAGUAUUUUUUUAAAGUUGAAGUCGGGUCGCUUGAGCAGAGCUUUUACCUCAGAUUGUGCUUCCCUUCUGAAUGUUUGUCGUGAAGUAUUGUCUCACUAACCCCCGAGCGUCUCUUACUGGGACUCGCCUCAAGUGGAGCUGGUCGGUGAGAAAGGAUGAAUACAUGACGUAGCAAUGUAAUUUGUAUUGUUUUUUUAAUGUUUUUAUUUGACAGUGAGCUUUUAGUUCUGACAAUUUUUUUUUGGGAAGUAAAGAUGUAAAUGUAUCUUUGAUAAUCUGGAAACAGCGCGGGACAUGUUUUUAAGAUGUUCUCCUGUGAAUUUCAAAACUGGGUUGUGUCGCAUAGUGGCCAUUAAGUCAGGAAUAUUUCAACUGGAAACAACAACCUCGGAACCUUUCACCUGCAUUCGGUCAACUGAGGAGACAACCGCUAAAUAACAUCACAACAUUGAUUUUCAUCGGGUGAACUAUGAAUUUUACAUUGCUGUGAAUGCAUCUCCAAACAGCUGCAUCGCGAAAAACUAAAGAUUACAUUUCACAUCAGGGUAACUUUAUAUUUGAGCUCUGCCCAAACUUGUUGUUUUACUGAAUGGCCCUUGAACCCAUCACAAUGUAACUCAAUGCGACCUCCUUUAACGUGAACUGUAACUGAUGUAGCCACGCAGCACUUCUCUCCGCCUCUUUCAACAGAGAUUAAUUUAUUCAUAAUUUAGCAGUCGGGGAGAAAAUAAGUGUUUAACCACAGAUGUGUCACACAUGUUUACACAUGUGCAGUAUGAACGGGCAUGAUGCUUCAGAUUUGUAUUUCUUUGCGGUUGAAUUAAAAAUAAAUAAAAAGUUUUACGUUGCGCGCGCACACAGCAGGGCCAUGCAUCAUCUCUAUUAAUAAGCAAUAUGACAUCGUGAUUAGCAGAGUUGUAAACGGGGCCACCAGACUGGCUGCCAAGCCAGUAGGUGGUGGGAGGAGAGUAAGAUGUGAACGCUGGGAUUGAUUAUUACGAAAUGUGUGUGUGUGUGUUUUUGUUUUUUGUUGAAACGAGACAAAACAGUUGGUCUCAAUGCAAAUGUUUUAUUGUGCACGUUUUACCACACCCAUUUAAUUUCUCCCAAAAAACAUUGAAAGAUGUCAGUAAUUCACUUUUGGGACUGCACAAGGGGUUUCACAGGAUGAGUUUGAGUUGAGUUUUUUUUUUAUGGAUAUGGAUUGUGAUUUACAUUAAUUUAGUGCUGCUGUGUGGAAUGCUCUUAUUAUAAAUGAAUAUGAUGCUAUAAAGUGACCUUUUAAUGAUCUUCUUAAACUGAGCUGGACAUUUCAAAUUUUGAUCUUGAAUUUUUAGAAACAAAUGAUUUCUAUUUUUAUAUGUGCAAAAAAAGCAUGUAGGUAUAUCCUAAUGUCUGUUAAUUGUUGGUUACAUUAAUAAAUAGUUGAAAUGA
Cyclopterus lumpus (lumpfish) is the source of this 4741-nucleotide messenger RNA. RefSeq names its product E3 ubiquitin-protein ligase MARCHF6-like. The record is from RefSeq and is a predicted model, not a curated record. Gene Ontology annotation, molecular function: zinc ion binding. Gene Ontology annotation, cellular component: endoplasmic reticulum membrane. NCBI's taxonomy places the organism in Eukaryota, Metazoa, Chordata, Actinopteri, Perciformes, Cyclopteridae. Bases 238 to 3021 code for a protein of 927 amino acids. The transcript is spliced from 26 exons.